Molecule: messenger RNA, 1641 nt
Organism: Dichotomopilus funicola
Lineage: Eukaryota; Fungi; Ascomycota; Sordariomycetes; Sordariales; Chaetomiaceae
Product: amino acid permease/ SLC12A domain-containing protein
Exons: 3
Coding region: 1-1641 (546 amino acids)
Biological process (GO): amino acid transmembrane transport
Cellular component (GO): membrane
Molecular function (GO): amino acid transmembrane transporter activity
Source: RefSeq, a predicted model, not a curated record
AUGCCGAGUAUAUUCAAGAAAAAAGACUCCCCCGAGGACGACGACUUUGUCAACCACCAUGACGCCCCCGACCCCUUCGCAGACGCAACGACCGAAGGAGCCGCGACGGGCUCCGACUCGGACGAUUUCCGCGCGAUCGACCCGCACAGCGGCGUCAAGCGCGGCCUGAAGACGCGCCACCUGUCGAUGAUGGCGCUCGCGGGUAUCAUCGGCCCCGGUCUGCUGAUCGGCUCGGGCGGUGCGCUCUCGUCGGGCGGCCCGGCGUCGUUGCUGAUUGGGUUUGGGGUGAUUGGGAUUAUUGCGUUUUCGAUCAUGCAGAGCUUGGGCGAGAUCACGACGUUGUAUCCUACCGGCGGGGCGUUCACCGCGCUGAGCGAUCGGUUUGUUGAUAAGGCGUUUGGUGUGGCGGUGGGGUGGAAUUAUUAUAUUUUGUGGUUUUGCGUGUUGGCGAAUGAGUAUAAUGUGAUUUGUAGCAUUAUGGAGUUUUGGAGUGAUAAGGUGCCUGUUUGGGGGUACUUUUUGAUCUUUUGGUUUGCGUUCCUUGGCUUCCAAUUGCUGGGCGUCGAGACGUUUGGAGAGGCCGAGUUUUGGCUGGCGCUGAUCAAGAUCAUUGGCUUGAUCGCGUACUUUAUCUUCAGCAUUGUCUACGCGGCCGGUGGUGUGAAAGGAGUUGAUGCAAUUGGCUUCACGUACUGGCGUGACCCAGGCCCAUUCGCUGCCGGAUUUAAAGGCGUCGCCUCCGUUUUCGUCUUCUGCAGCACGUUCUACGCUGGUGUCGAGUCUGUCGCUGUCGCCGCCACCGAAACGAAAAACCCGGGCUACGCUGUCCCGCUGGCCAUUCGCCAGGUGUUUGUUCGCAUUGUCGUUGUCUACAUGGGGUGUGCGUUCUUCUUCGGCUUGACAUGCCCGUCGGACGCGCCGGGUUUGAUCGGUUCUAGCGGCGCUCUGCGCAGUCCCAUGACGAUCGCCAUCCAAAACGCGGGCUGGGAAGCCGGCGUGCACCUGAUCAACGCUUUCAUCUUUAUCACCUGCCUCAGCGCGGUCAACAGUUCCAUCUACAUCGGAAGCCGUACCUUGCUCUACAUGGCGCAGGACCAAAAGGCUCCCAAGUUCUUGGGUUGGACCGACAAACGGGGCGUGCCCAUUCCCGCCAUCGUCCUCACCAACUUGUGCGGUGCGCUCAGCAUGAUGAACGUCAGCACCGGCGCGAGCAAGGCCUACGGCUACAUUAUCAAUCUCAGUGGUGUUUCCACGUUUCUUGUUUGGGCCGCCAUCAGUUUCACGCAUAUCCGCUUCCGCGCAGGGUGGAAGGCACAAGGCCACACCGAGAGUGAGCUUCCGUUUGUGUCGCUCUGGUACCCAUACAACGCGUACUUUGGCUUGGCGGCCAACAUCUUUUUGGCUCUCAUACAGGGGUGGUCGACCUUUGCGCCAUUUGACGCGGGCACGUUUGUGGAUGCGUACAUCCUGUUGCCGUUGUUCUUUGUGAUCUGGGGAGUAUACAAGCUGAUCUUUAAGACGAGGUAUUGGAGGGCGGACGAGAUUGACCUGCAGUCGGGCAGGCGGAGAGAUUUGGACGAGGGCAAGCACCGGACAGGUGGAGGCACGAAAUGGUACAAUCGGAUCUUUAAGGGCGUUUAA